Tigriopus californicus is the source of this 699-nucleotide messenger RNA. RefSeq lists its product as uncharacterized. NCBI's taxonomy places the organism in Eukaryota, Metazoa, Arthropoda, Copepoda, Harpacticoida, Harpacticidae. The transcript has 2 exons. The coding region runs from base 1 to 654 and encodes 217 amino acids. Gene Ontology annotation, biological process: vacuolar proton-transporting V-type ATPase complex assembly. The record is from RefSeq and is a predicted model, not a curated record. Gene Ontology annotation, cellular component: endomembrane system.
AUGUCAGUCACGAUCGAUCCGCGCAUUUUCAUCCAACCUUCGACCCAUCUGCUCCAAUUGAUCGCCAACUCGGAGGCCGGCCUUGGGUCUGAAUUGGAUCAACUCAAAAAGGCACUCGAUGGGACCGAUUCGCGAAUGGAAGUGGGUCAUGUUCGACUAUUGCACCAAUGUCUUCGCGACGGUCAGUUGUCGGCUGAUCAGCCUUUUCACGCACUUCUGGCCGACUGCCACAUGAUUUUGCCCGAGCCGCGAUUCCCGCCCCGGGAUCCCGAGCUUGAGGCCCGAAUUCAACGGUUGAGAGCCCAACAAGCCAACCGAGACUACCAAAACAUGACUCGCAAUAUUAAUCAGAAGGACAUCAUGUCUUCUCUCAUGAGCGACGACGAACCUCUUUCCAAGCAAUUUAAAGAGAUCAACAACUAUUUGCUGUUGAUUAUCCAAUUCGUUCUGUCUGUGGGCACAUCAUUUGUGGCUGGAUAUCUGUUUCCUUACUACUUCUACGGGAUUGUGGACGUGGGCAAACGGCUUUUGGUCGGGAUCAUCCUGGCCUUCGUGGUGGCCAUGGCCGACUUGUAUUUUGUGAUCCGGUUCUUCCUCGAAACCGACGGAGUCAUCAACGUCACGGGAAAGCGGGACAAGUUGAAGAACUCCUAGGCAUGAUUGGGUUUGGUUGACAAUACAUUGUUCAUUUUUCGUUAA